Molecule: messenger RNA, 2915 nt
Organism: Falco peregrinus (peregrine falcon)
Lineage: Eukaryota; Metazoa; Chordata; Aves; Falconiformes; Falconidae
Gene: ANKRD33B
Product: ankyrin repeat domain 33B
Exons: 4
Coding region: 442-1968 (508 amino acids)
Molecular function (GO): protein binding
Source: RefSeq, a predicted model, not a curated record
CUCCGCAAAGAGAUGCUGAGCGGAUUACGAGCCAGGAGUUCGCCAACUGCCUCCGCUCCCCAGACCUGCCCUGCCUGCCGGCAGCCUCUCCCCGCUUACCGCCGCCGCUCGGCCGCUCAGCGGGCCCGGCCCGGCCCCCGGGGCACCCCCGCGGCAGCAUGCCCCGGCCCGGGGGCGGCCGGCCGCCGGGCUGCUGCGGGGCGACCCGCGGGCGGCGCCUGACACUUGCGUGAGGGGCGGCGGGGGGACCCUUUGCCCGCCGCGGGGCUGCGCGGGGAAGAGCCGCGGGGCAGCGGGGGGCUGCCGGGUGCGCCGGCCGCCGUGAGUGCCCCCCCGGGCGGUGCCCCGCGGCCGGCAGGCGAGGCCGGCUCGGCGGAGCCGCUGGCCGCGGGGCCGGGCACCCCUCGGGGCGGGGGGGAGCCCCCGCGCCCCGGGGCCGCCAUGGUGCUGCUGUCGGGGGCCGGGGAGCAGCUGGCCGGGGAGCAGGUCUGCCCGGCGCCGGCGGCGGAGGUGCCCGGCGCAGAGAGCAGCCCCGAGCAGGGGGCGGCGGGGGCUACCGCCGAGGGGUUGGACGAGGAGGAGGAGGAGGAUGAAGACUGCGAGGAGUACGAGGACUUUUCCGACCUGCCCGACACCUGCAGCAUCGCCUCGGACGACUCCUUCUACCCGCCGGGGGGGCUGGAGGACGAGGAGGACCGCUGGUCCCUGGAGCAGGGGGAGCACGACAGCCCCGAGGCGCUCAGCCUCUUCCGAGCCUGCUGCACCAACAACGCCGUCGUGCUCAAGGCGCUCAUCCGCCAAGGCCCCGAGGAAGAGGAGGUGCGGGAGACUGACUGCAACCGCCGGAAUGGUCUUAUCGUUGCCUGUUACCAAGGUUAUGUGGAUAUUGUAAUAGCCUUAGCACAAUGCCCUCACCUUGAUGUGAACUGGCAGGACAAUGAAGGGAACACAGCUCUGAUUACAGCUGCACAGGCAGGGCAUAUAACCAUUACAAACUAUUUGUUGAACUAUUUUCCUGGGCUUGAUAUUGAGAAGAGGAAUGCAUUUGGAUUCACAGCACUGAUGAAAUCUGCGAUGCAGGGCCGAACGGAAUGCGUGAAAGCCUUGAUGAUGGCAGGGGCAAAUGUUCAUGCGACUGACCCAAGCCGUAGACUGACUCCAUGGGAAUGGGCUUGUUACACAGGAAGAUCAGAAUCUGCCUUCAUCAUGCAAAAGCUGAUGGACAGGCCGUGCCCAGAACAGGUUUGUGAUCAGUAUAAACCAGAAUGGCCAAAGAUGAAGGAACUUCUUGCCAAGGCUGCAGAGCCAAAAAGCUGUUUGCAGAGGAUUUCUGAGUGCAUGAGGGCAACUCUCUCAUUCCAGUCUUUCUAUGGCCCAGAAGAAGAUGGGGUCCUCGACCACAUGGUAAAGGUGACAACAAGCUUGGGCAGUCCUUUCAUUGCUCUGUCAUGCCGGACUGUGUGCCCAGGCAGCCCACCUUCUGUGGGAAAACGCAGGCUGGCUGUGCAAGAAAUCCUUAGGAAGCAGAGAGCCGAGGAGAUCCGAUCUCAGGACAAAGAUCACGUUAGCAGCUACGAGAAGCUGUUUCAGAACUCCAAAGUCACACUGAUCCCUAAGAAGAAGGACCGACGAGCCAGCCUGCAGCCCAUCAGCCUUGCAGUCUCUCAAGUGAACACCAUAGCCACCAGGAAAGCAAGCCUCUUGCCACUCCACCUGCUUAGACGGAGCAGUGUCAGGCCGGGAUUUGUCAUCCCCAAAGUCCGUAUCAGCAAGGCUCCUCCACCCACUUUCCAACCAGAAAAGGCGAGAAGGAGGAGCAGCGCGAAGGACGACCCCUAUUUGCAGAUUCCCAAAUGGAGGUACAAGGAGGUAAAAGAGGAGCGGAAGAAGGCAGAAGAACAGGAGAAGAAAAGAGCAGCAGAGGCUCAAAAGCAGAGGCAGGUAUCUCCUGCCAGAAGCAGGACCUGAUUUAAAGGCAGUUGUUUAGAAGGUUUCAGAGCGGUUAGUCUUGUUAUCUGAGCAAGAUAACAGAUUGAAUGCCUUCAUGCAUGCCCACUGCUCGUGGAGCUGGAAUACUGAAUAAUGGCCUUUCAGGUGCAGAAACAGGGCAAGGGCUAACCCACAGUGUGUCUGAUGGUGGAGCAGGAAGGUAAUUUGAGGUGGAAGACUUACUAAGUUUACCUGCUGUUGGUAGGAAUUCUUAAGCGGUGCAGUCCUUUUGCGGUUUCCUUUUUUUCCAGCUCCAGGUGAAUGACUGAGAAACAGCUUGAAAAACAAUAUGACUGUGAAAUGAUUGUAUUUCAUGUUUGUUCAUUUUGUAAUGGACAAAAUGCAGGAGUUGUGCUUUUGACACUAGACAUUCCUCCCUCUCCUUCCUUACGUAGACGUAUUGCAAGGUUUUAUAGUAAUAAUGAAAACUUGAAAAUAAUGAAAAUAAUGAAAAGUUUAAAGUAUACUACAGUGUUGGUGGGCAGUAAAAAUCCAGGUCUACAAUUGUUUUGAAUAUACUAAGCACUUUAUUUUAAUUCCAGUAAUCAAAGUUUAAGACAGGAUAGGUUUUGAACUGUACAGCUCUAUGCAGUCGGUAUGGAUGCAGUUCUUAAUGCUAUUGUUUGUUCUGUUGAAUACAAAAAGGGCUGCAUAUGAAACAUUUCUGUAAUUGAGGUAUUCACAUCCUCUUCAGGUAUAAAUCGGGGGCAGGGACUGAUUUGUUUGGAGCAAGAGAGAAGCUGAGCUAAUUUUUGAAUGCCACUGUCGCAUGGGAUUUGCCUCUCCCAUUAAGUUUCCCUGUAUCUGCUACCUUUGUCUCCUCUUUAGUCUCAGGGAAUAUUUUGUUAUUGCAUUUAACUAUGAUAUAAGGGAGAUGGUGAGCCACAGGUGGGCUUUUAUUGAGGUUGAUAUUUAAGUUCCUGUUA